AUGUCUCGAAAUCUCCCCUCCACAGUCGAUUCAGAAGAAGGCCUUUUCGACAUCUCUACAGCUCCUACAACGCCAGACGGCAGCCUGACUUUCAGUCCUGUCCUGAAAGCUGCGCAAUUGCAAGAUGUCUUCGGAGAUGCAGCUUCUACCAAAGAGCAGGAGAUCAAGGGCAUUUCCUCACUGGAUGCGACUCUAUGCUCCAGUGGCGUUGGGGUGAAGAAUAUUUGUUGUGUGGGGGCUGGAUACGUUGGUGGACCAACGGCGGCUGUCAUGGCUUUUCAAAACCCUCAUAUCAACGUAACGGUGGUUGAUCGGGACUCAUCACGAAUUAAACAGUGGGAAUCCAAGCACCCCCCAAUCUACGAGCCCGGCCUGCACGAAAUUCUCAGAAUUGCCAGAGAUGGAUCCAAGGCCUGUUCAUUCUACAACGAACCGACCCGCUCUGAAUCCAUUGACGGCAUGUCUUCAGCCAGCUCAGCGACCUCGGAAUGCGAAAGCCAAUGCGGAGAGCACAGGGACGAGAUCGUGAUCUCUGCUCGUCAACCCAACCUCUUCUUUUCUACCGAAGUCUCUAAAUGCAUCAGCGAAGCCGAUAUCAUAUUAAUCGCAGUCAACACCCCAACUAAAAUGCGGGGAGUAGGGGCAGGACGGGCAACAGACGUGACAGCACUUGAAGCCGUAACCCGCGAAAUCGCAAUCCACGCCAAACCCGGCGCAAUACUGGUGGAGAAAAGCACAGUACCUUGCCGCACCGCACAGUUAAUACAAGACACGCUCAAAGCCCACCGCCCAAACCUAACGUUUGAGGUCCUCUCCAAUCCCGAGUUCCUUGCUGCGGGUACCGCAGUCACUGACCUUCUCUCACCGGACCGUGUGAUUAUUGGCUCCUCAGACACCCCCAGUGGCCGCCGUGCGGCGGCCGCCCUCGCUUCCGUAUACGCCUCUUGGGUUCCCCUAUCCAGGAUCGUAACGAUGAACAUCUGGUCCUCCGAACUCUCAAAAUUGGUAGCUAAUGCAAUGCUUGCUCAGCGGAUCAGUAGCAUCAAUUCCAUUUCCGCAAUCUGCGAAAAGACAGGAGCGGAUAUCGACGAAGUCGCCCGGUCGAUAGGCCUGGAUCCUCGGAUCGGAAACAAGUAUUUAAAGGCGGGAAUUGGGUUUGGAGGAAGUUGUUUCAAGAAAGAUAUCCUGAGUCUGGUCUACCUCGCUCAGAAUCUGGGGUUAGAGGAAGUGGCAGACUAUUGGACCAAGGUACUCGAGAUAAAUGAAUGGCAGAGGACGAGGUAUGUUCGGAGGAUUAUAAGUUGUCUAAAUGGCACACUUGUAGGGAAGAAGUUGGCGGUUUUGGGAUAUGCUUUCAAAAAAGACACCUCCGAUACACGGGAAUCACCCGCACUGGAGUGCAUCAAGGCCCUUCUUGAAGACGGCCCCCGGGAGAUUGCAGUCUUCGACCUCUUCUGUGAUCCUACCAUUAUAAGAAGUGAAAUUCGAAGACUGUUAGGAGCGGAGGUCCUAAGGGAGGGAGGGGGGCCAAUUGAGAUCUAUAGCGAUGCGUAUCGAGCAUGCGACAGCAGCCAUGCGGUCAUUAUCAUGACGGACUGCGAUGAAUUCCGCAACACUGCCUCCUCAUCCGCGACGCCACGGCGCAAGCUUCAACAAGAUCCCAGACCAUUCCAGCACCUCUCGCCCACCGAAUCCGAGGUUCUCCGUCUGCAGUCCCAUCUCUCCACCACCUCAACUCCGCUCCAAAGGUUCGUGGAUGAACCAGAGUGCGAGAGUGGGUGUGUGCGUUGUGGAAUUGAAAUGGAGAAGCGUGAGUUGAAAGGGGAGGGGGCGGUGAGGAGCACUGAGAGACUAGACUGGGCGCGCAUAGCAUACCAUUUGCAGAAACCUAAAUGGGUGUUUGACGGCCGUGGCGUGUUGGACAUUGGCGGGAUGGAGGGCUUGGGCGUUCGACUCGAGGGAAUUGGAAGGGUAGGAUGGAGCGGACGGUGAUUUCAUGCGCGGACAGAUAUCUGGAUAUUAUCAUAAUGGCAUCAAGAUGGGAUUUAUUUAGUAGGUUCAGAUUCAGACUGGGUCUUAGGAAUUCAGCAUAGGCUGGCAUUUUUGUGAAGUGGGGGUUAUUUGGGUUUGAAUUUGGAUUUGGAUUUUAUUUUCGUCUUUCAUCUCUUUUCCUUCAUGGUUUGUAGACGUUGAGAUAAGGUAGGGCAGCAGGAAUAGGGUAUUGAUAUGAGGCUUCUCGCGCGUGUGAUACUGAGGGGAUCGGCUUUCAUCAUGGGACAUAAAGUGCGCGUGAUUGACAC
This is a messenger RNA of Amorphotheca resinae ATCC 22711, 2300 nucleotides long. RefSeq lists its product as hypothetical. Gene Ontology annotation, cellular component: nucleus; cytosol. Gene Ontology annotation, molecular function: UDP-glucose 6-dehydrogenase activity; NAD binding. Gene Ontology annotation, biological process: glycosaminoglycan biosynthetic process; polysaccharide biosynthetic process. The transcript has 3 exons. Bases 1 to 1992 code for a protein of 663 amino acids. Lineage: Eukaryota; Fungi; Ascomycota; Leotiomycetes; Helotiales; Amorphothecaceae. The record is from RefSeq and is a predicted model, not a curated record.